AAUAAAAACAGACAGACAGGUUGACCUAGUUACUUGAACACACAGGCUGCGACUAUUUAGAACCAUCAAAGACAAGAGGUAGCUCAGCUCGGACAUCUUUGAAUCGAAGAAUCAAUGAAGGCGAAGAAUUUCCGGAAAAGAGGGACAGCAUACGAAGGAGAAGACGAUCAAGGUAUCCAAACUAAUGUCUCAGACGAUGAAGGGGAAAGGAGAUUGGUGUUAGAAGAGGUGAAAUUCCUUCAGAAACAGAGGGAGAAGAAGUCUGGGAUUCCCGCGAUACCUACAACAGCAGCAGCAGCAGCAGCAGCGCAGGGCGCGGUUGUCGCCAGCUGCAGUGGCGGUUUAGUUCCCAACAAAGCAAGCGAGAAGAACGAAGGGGAUGGGGAGAAAGACGAAUUGGUCUUGCAGGAUACCUUCGCUCAGGAAACUGCUGUCAUGGUCGAAGACCCCAAUAUGUUGAGAUAUGUAGAACAAGAGUUGGCAAAGAAACGGGGGAGGAAUAUUUCAGCAAAUCAUGCUGAGAAUGAAAUAAAACACGCAGAGGAUGAAUUAUACAACAUUCCUGAGCAUCUUAAAGUGAAGAGGCGAAACUCAGAAGAAAGCUCUACUCAGUGGACUACUGGGAUUGCCGAGAUUCAGCUCCCUAUUGAGUACAAGCUAAGAAACAUAGAGGAAACAGAGGCUGCCAAAAAGCUCCUACAGGAAAAGAGGCUUACUGGGCGGAUUAAAACAGACUCUAGCAUCCCCUCAAGUUAUAGUGCAGAUUAUUUCCAACGCGGCAGAGACUAUGCUGAAAAGCUUAGAAGAGAACAUCCUGAGCUGUACAAGGAGAGAGGUGCAGAGAGUAGUAGUCAAGAACCUAAACCAAAUGAGUCUGGUACUGAUGCAGCUGGACGAAGGCAAGCUGCGACAGAUGAGUUUAUGCUUGAGCGCUUUCGCAAAAGAGAACGCCAUCGUGUUAUGCGAAGAUAACAUUCAGUUGCAUGUUCGAUGCAUCUCUUCCUUUUGUCCAAGUCCAUAUCCAACCUGUGCAAUGGUUCAUCUCUUUUAUCCUAGCUUAUUUGGCAGUCAGCGACAAAGACAAAUAAUGUGUACAUUGAGAAAUAAAAAAUCGUAUCUGCUGCUAUAGGUUAAUUCAUUCACCAACAUGAUGGACCUUGGACGUGUGUCAUUUCUGUAGCACCAGGAAAAAAAAUGGUGGUGACUGAAUUUAGACCAGUAUUCUUGAAGUUGAUGUCAUUCCACUUCAUUAUACAUGUUUCUCAAACUAGAAUUUAUGGGUUGAUCUUCCGUCA
Messenger RNA from Rhododendron vialii, 1295 nucleotides. RefSeq names its product protein COP1 SUPPRESSOR 2. NCBI's taxonomy places the organism in Eukaryota, Viridiplantae, Streptophyta, Magnoliopsida, Ericales, Ericaceae. The coding region runs from base 115 to 972 and encodes 285 amino acids. Gene Ontology annotation, cellular component: spliceosomal complex. The transcript is spliced from 6 exons. The record is from RefSeq and is a predicted model, not a curated record. Gene Ontology annotation, biological process: mRNA splicing, via spliceosome.